Molecule: messenger RNA, 2518 nt
Organism: Elaeis guineensis (African oil palm)
Lineage: Eukaryota; Viridiplantae; Streptophyta; Magnoliopsida; Arecales; Arecaceae
Product: transcription termination factor MTEF18, mitochondrial
Biological process (GO): regulation of DNA-templated transcription
Molecular function (GO): double-stranded DNA binding
Source: RefSeq, a predicted model, not a curated record
CCUUGUCUGGACUCCUGGUGCGAAGCCCGUGAGGCUCACCAAACCUCAUUCUACGUCUACUGAAAAAAAUUCAACCGUCUGAUAUCUCAACCCUGACACCACGAAUGAUAUGAUGUCCCGUCGUCCUCCUCAUGCUUCGCCCUUUCUCCUUUCCACCCCUAGCAUUUGGAAUGGAGCAAAAACCCUAGCGGUGAACCGUAAACCCCUCCACAACUCUUUGUCCCCUCCCACCUCUCCCAUGCGCGAUGCGCCCCCUCCCCUUCUCCUUCUCCUCCUCUUCUUGUUCUUGUUAUUCUAAUACGAAACCGAAGACUCCGUUGUUCCUCCUCCUCUCGCGCGUCUUCUUCUGCUCCCUCCCCAUCCCCAAGCUCAAGAAUCUCUACUACCGCCACCGCGUGCGCGCCCUGGUGGAGGCCCAGAGCGCCCUGACCGACUACCUCCACUCCACCCGCUCCCUCCCCUUCUCCCACGCCGAUCUCAUCGCCUCCAACUCCCCAUUCUCCCUCUCCGCCUUCGUCUCCCAGGUCCCAUUCCCCCCCUCCGCCUCCCCCGCCGACUUCCCCCGCACCCUCCGCCGCUUCCUCUCCUAUCGCCCCGUCAACGAGUUCGAGUUCUUCUUCGAGUCCAUCGGCCUCCCCCCCACCCACCCCGCCGUCCCCUCCCGCGCCCUCUUCCUCUCCGACGACCCACCUCUCCUCGCCGCCGUCUCCGUCCUCGCCCGCUUCGCCUUCCCCUGGACCCGCCUCGGCCUCCUCUACCGCGAGCAGCCCUCCGUCUUCUCCACCCUUCCCGCGGUCCUCCUCGCCCGCCUCCGCGCCCUCGAGGCCCGCGGCCUCCGCCGCCUCUGCGUCAUCGCCGUCUGCCUCGCCUUCCCAUCCGUCCUCGCCCGCGACGCCGACCCCGGCGGCGACGUCGAUCUCCUGCUCGACGAUUUGACGCGCGCCUUCGUGGACUUCGAUCUCGCCGGGCGCACCGUUGCUGGCACAACUCCCGAGGACGACGGCAAUGUCGACGUCUUCCUCCGGAUUUGCAGGAGGAUCCGGGUCUUCUACGACCUCGGCUCUCCGAAAGGUCAGAUGGGAGAGCUGAUUGGCAGGAACUGGAAGGCUUUUCUCGGGCUGGACGAGGCCGCAUUGGCUCAAAAAUUGAAUUUUUUCAUAAGAUUAGGCAUGAAGGGCGAGCAAGCUGGCCCCUUUCUUCUGCAGCACCCUGAAAUUAUGGAUUUUGAUCUGGAGAAUCCGAGCGUUGCCAUGCCGGAGUAUCUGAACUGCAUCGGCCUAGCUAAAGAGGUAGUGGCUUCGCUGUCUCGAAGGUUCCCGUAUGUCAUGGGCAAGAAUAAAUUGGGCAAUUUGCCGGGGUCAAUGAGAGCUAUGGACCUCCACAAGUGCUUCCUUGGCAAGAUUGUUUCAGAGGGAAAUCAACACUACCUCUCGGCGGAUUUUGCUUCUAAUACUGCUUCUUUGAACGAUAGUAAGAUUGAGAGUGAUUUUGUGAAAGAUCUGGAAAGGGUGAAAUCUGUGAGAAAAGAGCAAUUUGUGGAUAAUAAAGUGGAGUUCUUCCUUGGUAUCGGUUUUGGUGAGAACAAGAGCACCACCAGAGCUGCCUCGUUGAUAAACGGCACAAAAGAUCAGUUGCAGGAGCGGUUCGAGUUCCUUCUAGAGAUUGGAAUCGAGUACUCUAUGCUUUGUAGAAUGAUAAACGCAACUCCCAAAUUGCUUAACCAGAGCAAGGAAUCGCUCCGUGAGAAGGUGAAUUACCUAUGUAAUGACUUGAACUGUUCUUUGCAGUACCUCAAUGUCUUCCCAGCUUUUCUUUGCUUUGAUUUGGAGAAUAGGACCAAGCCGAGGUAUAAGAUCCUUAAUUGGCUUAAGGAGCAUGGUUUGCUUAAGAAGCCUUUUUCCCCAGCUACAGUCCUUGCUAACUCUGAGAAGAGGUUCGUGAUCAACCUGUACAGUGUACACCCGGCAGCUCCGAAACAAUGGUUGGAGUGUUUCUCUUCUAGAAGUAACAGUGAUGGUAGUCAAAAAAACUUAUUUUUGCCUCGCCCAGAAUCUCGAGCCAAUUGUUGAAUGAUUUAAAAAAAAAAAUCAAGUCGUUGAAAGCCUUUCAUCUAGCCAUCAGUUGAGCUGCUACAAAUUUUUUGUCUAUCAUAAAGAUUGUACGGAUGAACUAUGGCAAUAGGCGUCACUGAACAAUAGUUUCAGGCUAUAGUUGGUACAUCACAUCACCAAAUUAUCUGUUACUGCAAAAUCUUUUUUAGGACAACAAACUUCAAGGUUGUCAAGAAAAUUCACUUAGGCUGACCUGGAAAGUGUGCUGCCAUCUUCUGUUCCUGACAUGGUUACCUCUUAUGCCAUUGUAACACAGGAAAUAUAUGCCAGAUAUGACAGUCCUAUACUUACUGGCCAUAUUCUGUGUAAAGUGCAUUUGAUUAUAAAGAAACAUAUGUUUUGAUCACCUGUUUUUCUUGUUUGGUGUUCAUUUAUUUCAUCAACUUGGAAGGUUUAUAUCUUUCUGU